AUGAACUUACUCGUUGCGCUGCUCAUGCAGUACAUCGCCAGACGCACGCGCAUUCAAGCUGCUGGUCCGUGGAACGAACAGAAGCCGGAGGAGAGAUACUCGGCGGUGGCAGCGUUCCUCCGGGACUUCGCCGGUAUUCAGUCCGUGUACAACAUAGCCAAAGGCUGGCUAACACACGAUGCAUACAGGUGCGUGUCGACCAGCCUCUGCCUGCUCACAAUAGCUCACUGGUUUCUCAGAGAGUGGACAUACGCACAGCUCCUAUCCUCUCUGACGGCCGAUCUGACCAAUGCUAUCGUUGCUGUACGGAGCACGAGAGACCUUUCCUUGGUUUACAGCCGCCUCUUCUCCAUGCUGGCAUGGCAAAUUGCCACAGCGCCCCUGUUUCUCAUCUUGGAUCCGAUGAUCCAAGCGUGGUUUGCAUCGUCGCUUCAGAGCUACAUCACCAACUCGAUGCUCCAGUCCUACAUCUCAGGCGGAGGCCAGGCAUACUACAAGCUGAAGAUGGAUGACGAGAAGCGGGACCUCGACAACCCGGAUCAGCGCAUCAGCGAGUCUGCAGAGCAGUUUGCUUUCCUCAUGUACGUGCUCUUCUCCGGAUUCCUCUCUGCGGUGUUCGGAAUGCUGGCAUGGGCGGGAGUUAUGAUCCAGCUGGGCGGCUAUGCCCUCCUGGCGACCUGUAUGGGCAUGGCAUCUCUACGGCUGAUGCUCUCCAUCAGUCUCUUCGGAAAUGCCUUGGUGGAUGCCUUCAAGGAUCAGCUUGAGACAGGUGCCACCUUCCGCUAUUCUCUGGCCCGUCUGCGCGAACAUGCAGAACCUGUGGCUCUUGCACACGGAGAUCAGGUGGCCAUCGUGCAUUGUUACGCACCAUUUCAAUUCCCACGUCGAUGCCGGGCAUUCAGAUACAAUGCGUUCAUCAGCAUGCUGUUUUCGACGACGCUCGGUAUCGUUGACUUCUUUCCUGUCGUCAUCCUUUGGCUGUACCAGGUUCCGCAGAUCGAAGCAGGAGCCCUGAACUUCGGGGAUGCCCUGCGGUGCCAGACUGGAUACAUGCAGGUGGCCAAGGUGAUGGACUUCCUGGCAAAUUCCUACGCCAAGCUGAAGCAGCUGCAGGCGAAUGGGGAGCGGCUGUGGCAGCUCUGGGAAGCCGCUGACGAGGUCAACGAGGAGCCGCCCGCCGACUCAGUCAUCGACUUCGCGGCCUGCGACACCGACGUGGCUUUUGCCUUUACCUCACUCUUCGUCUUCACACCCGGUGGUACCACAGCUGUGGGUGGAGUCAGCCUUGCUUGCGAAGCUGGGAAAGGCCUGCUGAUCACCGGAGGAUCAGGCAUCGGAAAGUCAUCGAUCCUCCGGGCGUUGGUGGGUCUGUGGUCGGCAGGGGAGGGAGUCGUCGAGAAAUCCCCUGGGGCUGAAGUGAUCUUCCUGCCCCAGAAUUCCUACUUCCCCGUCGGGACCCUGCUGGAGGCCGUGAUCUAUCCUGCUCAGCUCACAUCCUUUGGAUGGGCAGAGAGGCCGUCGUGGGGGACCGGUAAGAGUCGAGGCAAUCGAGGGCGGCCCAUCAUCACAGCUUCCAGGGAAACCUAUGCGAGGAUGGUAUGCAUCGUCUUCCCUCGCGUCGCACGGAGCUUCGGGAAUGAACUCUACGGGGCCGGACAGAAGGAUGGCCCAAUGCUUGCCCCGUCACAGUCACGCCUUCGCUUCAAUGAGCUCAAGCGCCAGUCUGCACUGAGCUUGGGCGAAGUUCAGCAAGCCUCUGCAUUGUGCGGUGACUUUCCGAGCACUGGCGUCAUCGCUGUGCUGGACGAGAGCACCAGCGCCGUUGAAGUGAGCAUGGAAGAGCAGCUUUACAAGGUCCGGUCCUAG
Molecule: messenger RNA, 1866 nt
Organism: Symbiodinium sp. CCMP2456
Lineage: Eukaryota; Dinophyceae; Suessiales; Symbiodiniaceae
Source: the annotation of a GenBank genome assembly